Myotis myotis is the source of this 2330-nucleotide messenger RNA. Its product is annotated as peptidyl-prolyl cis-trans isomerase E-like. NCBI's taxonomy places the organism in Eukaryota, Metazoa, Chordata, Mammalia, Chiroptera, Vespertilionidae. Gene Ontology annotation, cellular component: intracellular membrane-bounded organelle. Gene Ontology annotation, molecular function: peptidyl-prolyl cis-trans isomerase activity. Gene Ontology annotation, biological process: protein peptidyl-prolyl isomerization. The record is from RefSeq and is a predicted model, not a curated record. The transcript has 5 exons. Bases 75 to 557 code for a protein of 160 amino acids.
GCUGAGCUUGACUUUUAAGGUGGACUCGGUACUCGGUCACUGCAUUCAUCCUUACCGUCUCAGAUCCGAAGAUCAUGUCAGCACAGACCUUCCUGUUGGGAGAACGGAAGUGUGUGGUGUCUCCGGGACUCUUUAUGAGUGAAUCUGAAUUCUUUGGGAGAAAAAUUUGUGGCAAUUUGACCAAACCAGUGAUGGGGAUUAAGGAAGGCUCUUCCAGACCAGGGAGAGGCCCUGCCAAAGAGGCCUUGUCAAACCCUCAGGUGCCCAUGGACAUCAAGACUGGGCGCAAGCCAGCCAGCCGCAUCCAGAUACUCCUGCGCUCAGACGUCGUUUCCAUGACAACAGGCCUGCUCUCCAUGGCCAACUCCGGCCCGAACACCAACGGCUCCCAGUUCUUCCUGACGUGUGACAAGACGGACUGGCUGGACGGCAAGCACGUGGUGUUCGGGGAGGUCACGGAAGGCCUGGAUGUCUUGCGGCAGAUCGAGGCGCAGGGCAGCAAGGACGGGAAGCCGAAGGAGAAGGUGAUCAUCUCUGACUGUGGGGAGUACGUGUGAGAGGCGCCUCCUCUGCACCACCCCGCGCAUCCAGGAUCCGGCAGCCCUGGGGACCCAGCACCUGUUAACGGGGGUCUGUGCCGUGGCCUCCUCGGGCUCAGCUUGGAGCAGCUCCUCUGCAGGCGUGGCCUGGCCUUCCCCUGGCUCUUCCAAGCACAGGCGCCACCCUCCCCACCGUGGAUGGCUGUGCGCGGCCUUUCUCCUAGUAAAAUAAACCCCAGUUCCUGUACGGCUGCCUGCUAGCCAGGUCCCAGCAUUUCCGGAGGUUGCAGCUGUCACCGUCUGUCCUGCCCCUCCCCUGCUGCUCCCUCCUCCCAGGCUGUCCCCGAGGCACACCCUGGUGGGACAAUGCCGAGCAGCAGAGAUCAGAGCAGGUGCCCUCCUGGUACCUGACAGGCGCGUUGGGUUAGCCAGACUGCAGUUCUGCUCUCACACCUGCUGGUCUUGAGUCUAAUGGGUCCCCGUAGUCAGUCUCGGGCCCGUUUACUGGCUCACUGAGCCACCGAGCCAGGGAUCACAGCUGCUACCGCAGAGUACCAGGGCCCUUCUUUUGCCAGGCACUGUGCCCGGUGCUGGGGACACGUAAGAAACAAGCCUUGUGCUCGCUUCAGCAGCACAUACACUAACAUUGGAGCAAUAAGAGGAUUAGCAGGGCCCCUGCGCAAGGAUGACAUGCAAAUGCGUGAAGCAGUCCAUACUUAAAAAAGAGAAGAAGCUUCUCCCCUCCCCCUGGAAAUUGUAGUCUGGUGCCACGGUCUGUAGCCUGUGGGAGGCCGGCCUCACCUGCACAAUUGGGGCUGGCUAGGCCCCCUCACGGCCUCUCAUGCUGAGGCUGAGCCCCAGAAACCUCCAGGGCUGCCACUGCUCCCGCUGCCUGUCAGUUGCUCUGAAUCAAAUCUCAACAUUCAGAAACCGCUGGGCUGGUUCUCAUUUUGGGUUGAGAUCAGGUUGAGCCUGUAGGGGAGGGAAGGAGAGGGGCCCACUGGCCUGUGGCCCCGUGUCCCAGGCCUGCUCCUGCAGAGGGUUGGAUGAGCCCACCUCUGGCAUCGGGAGCUCAUUGCACGGCCCACAGUGUUCCCAGCAGAGACCCUUGCUGCUUGGCCUAGGCGUCCCGCUCACAGGUGGUCAGUCACAGCUGCCAGGACCGGCAGCAGGGAGGCCAGGAGAAUGGCAGCCAUUCAGGGCUGGUGUGAUGAACUCGGCAUGGCCAGUCUGGGUGUGACAUGCUGUUACAUGGAGCAGGCUGGCCAGGCCCCAGGAGGGAGGGCUGGUCUCACAACCCUGAGAGACCAGGGAGAGGCUGUGGGGGACCUUGUCGCUCACUGGGCUUCCCUGGUGUCCUGGGAAGGUGGGAACAGCAGACUGGCCAGGAGGCUGGAGGGUGGGACAAUAGGGUGCUGGCUGCUCACCCCUGGGCUGUGCAGGGGCUUCCCCAGAAGUCACCCCUGGGUCCACCAUGACCCUUGUACAGGUGCUCACCCUGAGGUGAGGUGGCAGGGCCAGCCCAGGGACCGCGGGGGUGGUCUCUUCCCCUGUCCUCUGGGGAGGACCGCUGAGACCUGGUUUGUAAGAGAAAAAAGGCAGAAGUCUAGAUGUGGAAUGCUGCUUAAAUUAUGUUUUCAAAGAAUAUUUAAUAAUUUCAGAAUAUAUCAUAAAUUGAAUAAGUCAGCUCACCAAGCAGUGCAUAGGAUAUGAUUCUUACUUUGUAAAAUAUCUGUAUCUUAUGUAUAAAGACAUACAUGUGCCAAUAAAAAAGACUGGAGGAAUCAUUAA